This is a messenger RNA of Paralichthys olivaceus (Japanese flounder), 1249 nucleotides long. RefSeq names its product coenzyme Q-binding protein COQ10 homolog, mitochondrial. Gene Ontology annotation, molecular function: ubiquinone binding. Gene Ontology annotation, cellular component: mitochondrion. The record is from RefSeq and is a predicted model, not a curated record. Gene Ontology annotation, biological process: cellular respiration; ubiquinone biosynthetic process. NCBI's taxonomy places the organism in Eukaryota, Metazoa, Chordata, Actinopteri, Pleuronectiformes, Paralichthyidae.
CACCGUCCUGUACAGUCAGGUGGGGGCGCAAGUGACGCAUCAGUGUGAACGAAGCCAGGUAGAGUGAGGCUGUUGCUGCUGCUGCACAAAUACACCGUCAUCAAGAAUCUCCAUUACAUCUGAGUUUAAAACUUCACCAUGACCAACAAAACGACUCCUCUGCUGUUGAAGACGCUGCUGGAGCUGCGUGAAGCCCAGGCUACUAAAGUUCUGCGAGGAAACACGAGAAGAGCAAACUUCAGACACUUGGGCUCCUGUGGGGCCCUGGCAGCGAGGAGGACCAGCCUGCCCCUCUGUCCCGCCACCUCCAUCAGCAUACCCAGCCGCAGCUUCAUCAACCUGGUUGUUCCUAUCAGCACCCGCAGGAUGGAGUACACAGAGUGCCGGACAUUAGGGUAUACUCCAGAGCAGAUGUUCAAUGUGGUGGCCAGAGUGGAUCAGUACCAGCACUUUGUUCCCUGGUGCAAGAAGUCUCGGAUCAUGAAGGGACGAGACGGAGGUGUCCGGGCAGAGCUCGAAAUCGGUUUCCCUCCCAUUGUGGAUCGCUACACCUCUGAGGUCACGGUCAUCCCAAACCACCAAGUCAGAGCUGUGUGCACUGAUGGAUCCCUCUUCAGCCAUCUUGAAACAGUAUGGAGGUUUGCCCCCGGAACCAAAGACCUAGCAGACUCCUGCAAAGUGGAUUUCUAUUUGUCGUUUGAGUUCAAGUCCCUUCUGCACUCUCAGCUGGCCAGCGUGUUCUUUGACGAGGUGGCAAAGCAGAUGGUCGGUGCCUUUGAGGGCAGGGCAGCAGCACUUUAUAGAAACCAGCAGGAGGCGUCACUGAGGAGGCGGUCGACAUAAGAACAUCCCCUCCAUCCCCAUCCACAUGGACCUUUCAUAAAACCCUGCCAGCCUGCUGCACUUUUCCACUUCCAACACUGUUCUGACACAGGAGACUGGAUUUUCCUUUUUGCACUCACUCAUAUCUCGUUCUUGAGUUGACAUGCACAAGAAAUAUACUUUAAACUAUUUAUUUAUAAGCCACAAUCUAACUUUUUUUGUUCAUAUUUGAAUAUUUAUUUUACAGCUUGGCAUAUAUAUUUUUUUUCAAAUGAUCUUUUUGAACACAAAUGUUUUCUUUGUUAAAUUGUAGGUUAAUGUACAGUCACCUGAUUCCUGCGCAGUGCUGAAACAUCUAAAAGGGUUCAGAGCUUGUUCUUGUUCGGUCAUGUUGUUCAGUGGUAUUAAAAAGCUCUUGUGUCAUCUG